AUGGUGUCUCAGCAUGUCACGGAGCCGGAGAUGCGGGAGUUGUUGGAGCGGUUGGGGGAGGCGCAUAACCGGGAUAACCGGAACGUGCUGCCAAGCUUCUACGAGCUCUGGCUGGACAGCGUUUGUGAAACCGCCAAGGCCCUGGACCCGGAGUGGAGCGACGAUCUUGACCGGCAGUGGCGCGCCAGACUGCGGCCCGGGAUGCAGAUCAUAAUGGCAGCCUACUGA
Messenger RNA from Geodia barretti, 228 nucleotides. NCBI's taxonomy places the organism in Eukaryota, Metazoa, Porifera, Demospongiae, Tetractinellida, Geodiidae. The record is from the annotation of a GenBank genome assembly.